GACACCCUUAAAUCAUUCUUCUUCAAAUAUGGUAAUAUCAUCAAUGUUAGAAUGCUAACACAGGGUUUGUGGCAGCAUGCCUACAUCACUUAUGAAAAUCCACAAGAUAUUGCAUUGUUCUAUGAACAAUGGUCUAGAUAUCUGUACAAUGAUUGUGUUAGA
Molecule: messenger RNA, 162 nt
Organism: Funneliformis geosporum
Lineage: Eukaryota; Fungi; Glomeromycota; Glomeromycetes; Glomerales; Glomeraceae
Source: the annotation of a GenBank genome assembly